This is a messenger RNA of Penicillium canariense, 2220 nucleotides long. Its product is annotated as putative actin polymerization protein Bzz1. The record is from RefSeq and is a predicted model, not a curated record. Gene Ontology annotation, molecular function: protein binding. NCBI's taxonomy places the organism in Eukaryota, Fungi, Ascomycota, Eurotiomycetes, Eurotiales, Aspergillaceae. The transcript is spliced from 6 exons. Bases 1 to 2220 code for a protein of 739 amino acids. Gene Ontology annotation, biological process: regulation of actin filament polymerization.
AUGGCGGCAGCUGACGUUGCUCCCCAGUUUGGAGCGGAGCUAAAGGACAACUUUAAGCCAGUCAACGCUUGGGUGUCGAACGGCAUUUCCUGGCUAGACGAGAUUCAACAAUUCUACCGCGAGCGCAGUGCCAUCGAGAAGGAAUAUGCGUCGAAGCUGACGGCGCUGGCAAAGAAAUACCACGACCGCAAGGCGAAGAAGAUUAGUGCUUUGAGUGUCGGCGAUACUCCCACCUUGACCCCCGGAUCCCUUGAGAGUGCCUCCUUGACAACAUGGACGACCCAAUUGAACGCUGUUGAAUCUCAUGCCGCCGAGCGAGACAAGUUUGCCACGGAAUUGGUCGGCCAUGUCGCAGAACCUCUAAAACAAGCCGCUGCCCAAUAUGAGGAGAUUCGCAAGUGUCAUGCUGAAUAUCAUGCAAAGCUGGAGAAAGAGCGUGAUGCAUCAUAUGGCGAAUUGAAGAAGGCCAAGGGCAAAUAUGACGGAGCCUGCCAGGAAGUUGAGUCGCGGCGAAAGAAAAUGGAGUCGUCCUUUGACCAUAGCAAAGCCAAGGCCCAGUCCGCGUACCAACAGCAAAUCCUGGAAAUGAAUAACUACAAGAAUCUCUACCUUAUUAGCAUCAACGUCACGAAUAAGCUCAAGGAGAAAUUCUUCCAUGAGUAUGUCCCUGCUGUCUUGGAUGGCCUACAAGACCUCAAUGAGACGAGAGUCAAAAGACUUAACGCGCUGUGGUCUCUUGCUGCGCAACUCGAGGAAACCUCCCUAACAAAUUGCAUGAACCACGCCGCCAACCUCCUCAGCGAGAUUCCUCGCAAUGACCCCCGACUAGACUCCAUGAUGUUUCUCCAGCACAAUGUCACGCAAGCUCAGGAGCCUGGAGAUAUGGGCUUUGAGCCCAGUCCCGUGUGGCACGACGAUGCUUCUAUCGUUGCUGAUGAAGCCGCGAAGGUCUUCCUGCGCAAUAUCCUUGGAAAGAGCAAGACGCAGGUGCACGAGCUGCGGGUGGAGGCGGAUAAGAAGAAACGUGAAGUGGAGAAUGGCAAAAAGACGCGCGAGGGCAUCCAACAGGGCAAGGAUAAUCGCAGUGAGGUUGAUGUCGUGCGAGGCAUUUUCUAUUUGCAGGAGGCUUUGCAUGAGGUAGAACGCAAGUGGGUCACUGCGGAGGUGGAAACAUCCACGAUUAUGUCUGUGGCUGGAGACUUGUCUGUGGGAGCCCAAAACCAUAACUUCCGAUCGCAAACCUUUAAGAUUCCCACCAACUGUGACCUGUGUGGCGAGCGCAUCUGGGGCCUGUCUGCCAAGGGCUUUGACUGCCGGGACUGUGGCUAUACCUGCCACAGCAAGUGUCAGAUGAAGGUGCCAGCCGAGUGUCCAGGCGAGCAGUCAAAGGAAGACAAGAAGAAGCUCAAGACCGAACGACAGGAGCAAGCCGGGGCUGUGCCUGCUAUCGGCAUUGACUCUUCGGCGGCGUCAACAGCUGCACCAUCUCUCACACGCCAAAACACCAUGAACUCGCUCAGCUCGGGAUACGCUGCCAGCACUGCGCGGUCCAUGUCGGUCUCCCAUGACAUGACUCAACCCACUCCUGAGCACCCUGCAGAGGCAGCUCCUGCCCCCGUUGCUGAAACUAAGCCUGCGGCGGCGAAACGGCACAGGGUGUUAGCUCCGCCUCCAACCGCAUACUCGAGCGCGUCGCCUGUCAAUGAAUCCAGUGCGUCCCCCUCGAAGGAGCCAAGAGGCAAGAUGCUUUACGCCUUCCAGGCCACCGGGGCGGAGGAGGUGACCGUGCAAGAUGGGGCCGAGGUGACAAUUGUUGAGCCCGAUGAUGGAUCCGGGUGGAUGCGUGUCCGUUCUGGAUCCCAGGAAGGUCUUGUCCCUUCCUCCUAUGUUGAGGCUGCCCCUGCCCCGUCCCCCGCACCGUCGGCAAGUCCCGCCCUAACCGACCGACCGGGCUCGAUUUACUCGAACUCCUCGGCCUCGCUGGCCGGUAGCGCGGCCCUCAAGCGCGUCGGCCCCGCAGUGGCGCCCCGGCGCGGCGCCAAGAAACUACAAUAUGUCGAGGCCUUGUACGACUAUGAGGCGCGCAGCGACGUGGAAUGGUCGAUGACCGAGGGUGAUCGGUUUGUUCUGAUCACCCGGGACAGCGGCGAUGGGUGGGCCGACGUUGAACGGGGUGGAGUCACUAAGAGCGUUCCUGCAAGCUACAUCCAGGAGGUGUAA